AUGGUUCCUCACGCUGAGGACAAGGUACCUCUCACUGAGGACAAGGUACCUCACACUGAGGACAAGGUUCCUCACGCUGAGGACAAGGUUCCUCACGGUGAGGACAAGGUACCUCACACUUAGGACAAGGUACCUCACACUGAGGACAAGGAUCCUCACGCUGAGGACAAGGUUCCUCAAGCCGAGGACAAGGUUCCUCACGGUGAGGACAAGGUACCUCAAGCUGAGGACAAAGUUCCUCACACUGAGGACAAGGUACCUCACAUUGAGGACAAGGUUCCUCACUCUGAGGACAAGGUUCCUCAAGCUGAGGACAAAGUACCUCACACUGAGGACAAAGUACCUCACAUUGAGGACCAGGAUCCUCACGCUGAGGACAAGGUUCCUCAAACUGCGGACAAAAUUCCUCACACUGAGGACAAGGUAUCUCACACUGAGGACAAGGCUUCUCGCUCUGAGGACAAGGUUCCUCACGCUGAGGACAAAGUUUCUCACGCUGAGGACAAGGUCGCUCACGCUGAGGAGAAGGUUCCUCAAGCUGAGGACAAAGUACCUCACACUGAGGACAAGGUACAUCACACUGAGGACAAGGAUCCUCACGCUGAGGACAAGGUUACUCGAGCUGAGGACAAAGUUCCUCACACUGAGGACAACGUACCUCACACUGAGGACAAGGUUCCUCACUCUGAGGACAAGGUUCCUCACGCUGAGGACAAAGUUUCUUACCCUGAGGACAAAGUCCCUCACGCUGAGGACAAGGUUCCUCAAGCUGAGGACAAAGUACCUCACACUGAGGAGAAAGUACCCCACGCUGAGUACAAGGUUCCUCACUCUGAGAACAAGCUUCCUGACGGUGAGGACAAGGUUCCUCACGGUGAGGACAAGGUUCCUCACGCAGAGGACAAGAUUCCUCACGCAGAGGACAAGGUUCCUCACGCUGAGGACAAGGUGCUUCACACUGAGGACUAGAUUCCUCACGCUGAGGACAAGGUACCUCACACUGAGGACAAGGUUCCUCACGCUGAGGACAAGGUUCCUCAAGAUGAGGACAAGGUACCUCACACUGAGGACAAGGUAUGUCACAGUGUGGACAAGGUUCCUCACGGUGAGGACAAGGUACCUCACAUUGAGGUCAAGGUACCUCACACUGAGGACAAGGUACCUCACAGUGAGGACAAGGUUCCUCACGCUCAAGACAAGGUUCCUGACGGCGAGGACAAGGUUCCUCACGCUGAGGACAAUGUUCCUCACGCAGAGGACAAGUUUCCUCAGGCAGACGAGAAGGUACCUCACACUGAGGACAAGGUACCUCACACUGAGGACAAGGUACGCCACAGUGAGGACAAAGUUCCUCACGCUGAGGACGAGGUACCUCACACUGAGGUCAAGGUACCUCACACUGAGGACAAGGUUCCUCAUGCUGAGGACAAGGUUCCUCAAGCUGAGGACAAGAUACCUCACACUGAGGACAAGUUUCCUCAAGCUGAGGACAAGUUACGUCACACUGAAGACAAGUUACGUCACACUGAAGAGAAGGUACCUCACACUGAGGACACGGUUCCUCACUCUGAGGACAAGUUUCCUCACGCUGAGGACAAGGUUGCUCACGCUGAGGCCAAGGUUCCUCACGCUGAGGGAAAGUUCCUCACGCUGAGGAAAAGGUACCUCACUCUGAGAACAAGGUACUUCACGAUGAGGACAAGGUUCCUCACGCUGGGGACAAGCUUCCUCAAGCUGAGGAAAAGGUACCUCACACUGCGGACAAGGUACCUCACACUGAGGACAAGGUUCCUCAUGCUGAGGACAAGGCUCAUGACGGCGAGAACAAGGUUCCUCACGCUGAGGACAAUGUUCCUCACGCUGAGGACAAGUUUCUUCACGCAGACGACAAGGUUCCUCACGCUGAGGACAAGGUACCUCACACUGAGGAAAAGCUUCCUCAAAUCGAGGAAGAGGUACCUCACACUGAGGACAAGAUUCCUCAAGCUGAGGACAAGGUACCUCACACUGAUGACAAGGCUCCUCACGCUGAGUACAAGGUACCUCACGCUGAAGACAAGGUACCUCACACUGAGGACAAGGGAAGCCACAGUGAGGACAAGGUUCUUCACGCUGAGGAGAAGGUUCCUCACGCUGAGGACAAGGUACCCCACACUGAAGACAAGGUACCUCACACUGAGGAUCAGGUCCCUUACACUGAGAACAAGGUUCCUCACGCUGAGGACAAGGUUCCUCACGCAGAGGAGAAGGUACCUCACAGUGAGGACCAGGUCCUUCUCACUGAGGACAAGAUUCCUCCCGCUGAGGACAAGGUUCCUCACGCUGAGGACAUCGUACCUCACACUGAGGACAAUGUUCCUCAAGCUGAGGACACGGUACCUCACCCUGAGGACAAGAUACCUCACACGGAGGACAAGGUUCCUCUCGCUUGGGACAAGGUUCCUCACGCUGAGGACAAGGUUCCUCACGCUGAGGACAAGGUUCCUCAGGCUGAGGACAAGGUACCUCACACUGAGUACAAGUUACCUCAAAAUGAAGACAAGGUUCCUCAUGCUUAGGACAAGGUUCCUCAAGCUGAAGACAAGGUACCCCACAGUGAGGACAAGGUACCUCACAGUGAGAACAAAGUUCCUCACGCUGAGGUCGUAGUAUCUUCUUUGUGCGAAGAAAUACGGCUAUUACUUUCUUCAACUGAUGCCAUGAGGAAAUGGAGUGAAUCAAUUGGUUCGUAG
Messenger RNA from Paramuricea clavata, 2732 nucleotides. The record is from the annotation of a GenBank genome assembly. NCBI's taxonomy places the organism in Eukaryota, Metazoa, Cnidaria, Anthozoa, Malacalcyonacea, Plexauridae.